Molecule: messenger RNA, 1107 nt
Organism: Panicum virgatum (switchgrass)
Lineage: Eukaryota; Viridiplantae; Streptophyta; Magnoliopsida; Poales; Poaceae
Exons: 1
Coding region: 1-1107 (368 amino acids)
Molecular function (GO): protein binding
Source: RefSeq, a predicted model, not a curated record
AUGGACCACGACGCGCGAGGAGUCGCCUCGUCGCCAUGGCCCAAGCUCCCCGCCGACGUGCUCAGCGAGAUCGCUGCCCGCCUGCACGACGCCGGCGACUUCGUCCGCUUCCGCGCCGCGUGCAGGCCGUGGCACGAGGCUCUGCCGCCGGCCCGCGCGCCGAGCUUCCUCCCGUGGAUUCUCGAGGAGUACGACUCGUCGAUCGACGACCCCCACGUGCUGCUCUGCUCGCCCUUCUCGGCGAGUAGGACUCGGCACCUCCUGCCCCUCCCCGCCAUCCGCGGCACGUCGAUAAAGGGAUCCGACGCCUCCGGCGGCCGCGUCCUCGCCGUCCCCGACGAGGGCCGAACGGCCGCGCUCGUCAACCCGCUCGACGUGCGCGACGCCGCCUCGUUGCCUCCGGUGCCCCAGCGCAAGUCCUGGCGCGACAGGUGGGGAAGCGCCAGCGGCGCCGUCGUCUCGAGCAACGGCGCCGUCGUGUUCCACACUCUCCAGCACCGGGAGGAUCAUUUCUUUGCGGCCAUCCAGCUGCGGCCCGGCGAGCCCAGCUGGGAGAAAGUGGACACCUACGCGGUGGGGUGGCACAUGAGCUUGCUGGACGAUGACGAACGCCGCGCCGCGGCGCUGUGGUCGUCCGCGGUUGUCCCCGGAGCCGCGUGCCGCGUCGCGGCGCUGCCGCCGCGGCCUCGUGGGAGCAGCAGAUUCCUGCUCGAAUUCCGUGGCGAGCUCCUCUGCGUCGAUGUCGUCUUGCGGCCGAGGCCGAACUUGGCGUCCGUCCGAGUACACGCGAAGCGGGCCGAGGACGACGGGUGGCGCAGUCGCGGUGACACUGACCAUCUCUGCCUCUUCCUCGGCUUGAGGAGCAGCCUCGCCAUGGACGCUCGGGAGUCCCCAGGCAGCGUGGAGGUGUCAGGCGGGUGCGCCUACUUCUUCCUCCGGCGCCAGAACAAGGAGAGAGUGGAGCAGACUCUUGGUCGCAUACAUCUGUACAGGUACAGCUUCCGGAGCGACACCGCCACGUUUGUCGACGAGCUGAACACCGUGGUAAUUCCCACUUGGUUCGUACCUCGGCCGAGGAUGUCUCCUCUGCUACCACGUGUGCAGUAA